Messenger RNA from Misgurnus anguillicaudatus (oriental weatherfish), 5179 nucleotides. The record is from RefSeq and is a predicted model, not a curated record. Lineage: Eukaryota; Metazoa; Chordata; Actinopteri; Cypriniformes; Cobitidae.
CCGCGAGAGUCAUUCUUUGGAAAUCGCUCUCGCGGUACUCGAUGUCAUAAGCCAAUCGAUUUGCGCAGCGCCUCGUGAAAACGAACACGCCUUAUGGCAUGCUUUGUUUUGAGUGAAUAUUUUCUUUUUAACGUCAAGCGUUAUGGACGAGAACGCAUUAACGUGAGCGUAUAUUAUUCUCACACAUUCACUUCAUUGAUACUUUUUCGCUUUGUUUUAUCCAGCCAGCUGUGAGCGUACAUACUUGGUCGGUCAUGUCCAGAUGUUGGUAUCAAACAGAUUGAUAAUCCACGGGAUUAAAUGUUCAUAUGAAGUACUGUAUACUGUACUAGCGUCAUCCUGCUCGCUAUGAAACGCGUUGUUUUCUUUCUGGCGUCUUUACUGCUGGCGGAGGGUUCAAGGAGAUUCAUUAGAGAUGUCCUGGACGACGAGUACGACCAGCUCAGCUCAAUGCUGUCAGACUUUGAUGUCCUUCAGCUGUCCGGUCUUGAACAGCAUUCAGUUCGCAAGAGAGAUGUCCAGUUGCAUACACAUGCAGAGAGGCUACUCAGUUUUACUGCAUUACAGAGGCAUUUUAAAUUGUACCUGACAACCAACACAGAGCUUUUCACCAAUGACUUUAAUGCUGUGGUUAUAAAGGAGGAUGGCACGGAGGAGACGUAUGAGGUCCAAAGAGAAAACUUCUUCACUGGUCAUGUUAUUGGAGAGGUGAAUUCUCGUGUACAGGCACAUAUCGGUGACAAGGAUUUCUCUGCUCAUAUCCUAACUGAUGAAGCUGAAUAUAACAUCGAGCCCCUGUGGAGGUUUAUCCAAGAUCCUCGGGAUGGUCGGCUGCUCAUAUAUCGUUCGGAAGACAUCAGGAACGUGACCCGACUGGCGGCUCCUAAAGUGUGCGGCUACGUCAACGCAAACGCCAGCGAGGUGAUGCCCGAGAGUGUGCGGGGAGCCAUAACGCUAUAUGAAGAUUAUGAGGAAGAUGUGCACUUGAGAGGGAGAAGACAAACCCUGGACCAUACCAAAAACACUUGCCCUCUGCUACUCGUGGCAGACUAUCGUUUUUUUAAACACAUGGGCCGUAAGGAGGAGAGCACCACCCUGAACUAUCUGAUUGAGCUGAUUGAUCGUGUGGAUGACAUUUACCGGAAUACAUCAUGGGAUGAGGAAUACAAAGGUUAUGGAGUUCAGAUUCAGCAGAUUAUAAUUAAUAGGGCACCCACUCAGGUAAAGCCGGGAGAAUCACACUUUAACAUGAAAGGGACGCCUGUGAAGAACAAAGAUGUUUGGGAUGUCAAGAAGCUUCUGGAGCAAUUUAGCAUCGACAUGGCAGACAACGCAUCAAAGGUGUGCUUGGCUCAUCUAUUCACAUACCAGGAUUUUGAUGAAGGCACAUUAGGCCUGGCCUACGUGGCUCCGAUUAGGUCUGGUUUUCCUGGUGGUCUUUGCUCUGAGAAGUGCCCUCCUUCCGGAAAUGAAAACCGGGUUGUAUACCUGAACACUGGACUAACCAGCACCAAAAAUUAUGGAAAAACCAUUCUAACCAAGGAAGCAGACCUGGUCACCACUCAUGAGCUCGGUCACAACUUUGGUGCAGUGCACGACACAGAUGAGUGCGCGCCCGGAGAGGAUCAGGGGGGAAAAUAUGUCAUGUACCCCAUCGCUGUGAGCGGCGACCACUACAAUAAUAAAUUGUUUUCAAACUGUAGUAAGAUCGCUAUAGCAAAGAGGCUGAGGUCCAAAGCCUCCACCUGCUUCAGAGAGAGGAACAUUAAUGUGUGCGGAAACUCCCGGGUGGAGGAAGGGGAGGAAUGCGAUCCUGGACUGCUUUACCUCAACAAUGACGCCUGCUGCACCGCAACCUGCAAGCUGCGACCCACAGCGGUGUGCAGUGACAGGAACAGCGCAUGCUGCAAAAGCUGCAAGUUUGAGAAACGUGGCAAGGUGUGUCAGGAGCCAAUGGAAGCCACAUGCAAGGGCAGAUCUUACUGCACAGGAUUUAGCAGUGAAUGCCCUCCUCCAGAGAACCUCUCUAAUAAGACGGUGUGUGUUGACAACGGCCAAUGUCAGAAUGGAGAAUGUAUCCCAUUCUGUGAAGCGGUACUGAACCUGCAGUCAUGCGCUUGCAAUGAGACGAAAAACUCUUGUAAGGUGUGCUGUAGGGAUAAGAGCACUGUGUGUUCUCCUUAUGUUAAUGACAAGGGCAACCCGUUGUUUCUUCGCAAAGGCAAACCCUGUACUGUGGGCUUUUGUAAUGAAGAAGGCAAAUGCAUGAAACAAGUUCAGGAUGUUAUUGAGAGAUUGUGGGAUUUUAUUGAGAAGCUUGACAUUAAUACUUUUGGGAAGUUUUUGGCGGAUAACAUUGUCGGCUCAGUUGUGGUCUUCUCACUUCUUUUCUGGAUCCCUCUCAGUAUUCUGGUCCACUGUGUGGAUAAGAAACUUGACCAGCAGUAUGAAUUGAACACAAAGUCACUCUUUUACCCCAGUAACGCUGAGCUGCUGAGCAGUUUGGAUUUAGCCUCAGUGAGGAUCUUCAAACCACCUUCUUCCCCGGGCAUCUCCGCAAUGCCACGGUUUCAUGCAUCCGUCCCUCUGCAGACCAGCACUCCACCUGUCUCCCUCUCCCAGGUGGCUCCGGCACCUUCACUUUGUCCUCAUCCCGUUACAGAUCACCAUCGCAUGGCUACUAUCCAAGAAGAUCCCAGCUAUGAUUCCCACCUUGAUGAACGAGCACUGGUAGUGGACUUUCCUACCUCUGGCUCCGCCUCGCGCUCGUUUGAUGACCUGACGGAAAACCGGGAAAAUGCAAUGUCGUUCAUGGUGAGGAGAUUUCCUCGGACUAACAGUAAGGAGACUGAAUGUUGAGCUGUGGAUUAUAAAAAAUGAUACAGAAAGAAAUGAAUGGGAAAGAGAAUUGUGAGUGUAUGAAUGAAGAGUUAGAGUAUAUAAUUGGGAAUGCUCAAAGCUGAGCAGAACAAGCACUGAAUAUGAAAGCAUUGGGAGUUUAUUGUAUGCUUACAAUUUCAGUAUUGAAAAUUCCCAGAGUGCAGUAUGUUUUAAAAACGCUGGAUUUUUAUAAAACAAAUGAUUCAGUGACUAGCUAUUUGGUUUGUUAAUCUUGUAUUACACACACACACACACACCAAAGAGGAUCUUAAAAGGGUUAUCUACAUGUAAAAGUCCAGCCAUAUUUUUUAAAGGCUUAAAGUCAAAAUUGUCUUUAUUUAUUUUCUUAGUGCUUGGUCUUGUUGUUCGGAUUCAUCCAUGAAUAUAUUUUUAAUGGUAUUGAUUUCUUAAACCAUUUCUUCUCUCUGCUGACACAUUUAAUGUCACCGUGCAUUUAAGCAAAUAGCAUUAAGCUCUACCUGCAUUCUGCUGUGCAACACAAACUUUUUCCAGUUCUGCCCUUUAUUUUUAGUUUCUCAUUUAAUUGACAAUUCGACAUACAUUUUCAUUUUACACUGACGACCCAGUAUCUUCGAUGUUUACAGGUCUUUUUUGCUUGAGGGAUUGAGCAAAUAGAUGCUCAUAGAUCUUGAAACCUGUUAUAAUUUACAUGUAUAUGCUCUGACAUUCACCAGCAAAUGUUUUAUAUCCUCUGUAGACCAUCACCUUGAGCUCUUUAUAUGGUUUGCAAAGACAAUCGCACUUAUUUGGAGAGGCAUUUGAUAUUUUUAGAUUUUAGUGGUUUAGUUUAGCUUAAGCACUUUUGUUUGUAUUGUGCUUAAAUGUCAGUGUGUAACUGUUACUUACGUGUUGUACCAGCAGUUAUUGAAAGUAUUGCUGGUGUACAUGAUCGAAUUUUAUACUUCUUUGUGAAACACCAAAGUCACUUGCUAACUUAAGAGACAAUCGGUUUUAUCUCAUACUUGUGUGCAUUACAAUGUUUAUGACUGUAUGCAAGAAUUUGUAUUUUACAGCUGCUCCUAAAAGAAUGUGUAGUGAUAUUGAACAUCGUGCUGAAUUGUAACCAAAGUGCCUUUGUGUUUGUUCAAAUGGUAAUUUUUCCCAUGUGUUCUGUAACGUUAUAUUUUACAGUAAGGCUCAAAAAGGGACUGACGGUGUCUUUUGUAUGUGGAUAAAUAGUCACUUUCUUCUGUGUAACCAUUGGGAAAAUAUGAAGAGUUGAGAUGCAAAAACCGACAUCUACGUCAAAAAUGAGAUAAUGAUAUUGACCGGUGCACAUAAAUGUUUUUUUUGUGGACCGAAUUUAACUUCCGGUAUACUUUAGCAUAGAAUAAGUAACAACAGAGCACUUCUAGAGUAGAUUAUUUCUGAUAACAAGCACAAUAAAUAACAAGUAAGUUAUUCAAAGAGUUCAAAUCAUAGCUAAAGCAUAUUAACCAUUACACUGAGCUAAUGUUACUGUAUAAAAUUAAAAAUGUAAGCUAUAGAUCCUUGAAUUCUUGCCUGGCUGCCAAAUCCACACAGCGUGAUCCAUGCUCACGGUCUUUCCUCGUCUUUUGGAAACCAAAACAUUUUUAUGUUUUCCAGAGGUCAGUUUAGUUGCUAGCCAGACUGAUAAACAAGCACAGACCAGAAGUAAACUUUGGGCCAGCAGCGUAAAUGUGGCAACGCAUGUGCAACGUCUGUACAUUUAAUAUUUUUGCUUGAAAUUGAUUUCUAUGUUGAUUUUUAAGCACCUCCUUUUAAGUCCUCCAAGUGCAUGAAGGAAUAAUUGGGAAAAACAAUGGCACACGUACGUCAAGGUGCAAGAAUUUUUUACUCGGUUAAAGGAGGUUUACAGCAUAUUUAAGGAUAUUGAUAAAAUAUUUGAGCCUUUUUAAUCUUAAUUCAAACAAACAAACAAAAAAAAACAGUGAAGAAUCACUGGAGACUUUUUAGAAGUGGAAAGUGGACUUAAAGGGUUUUGCAGUGAAAGUCAGUGAAAUAUUUUUAAUUGUGAAAAUAAGAAGUCAUUUUAAUUACUGACUUAUAAGCUUUUGAUCGCGGUUAAAGUGAUAUAAAUAAACCUAAACAUAAGAGGCUGAUAAAAAUGCUAAUUUACAAGAAAACAUGUUGGACCCACUAGUGGGUUUUGUCUCUGAGCUUUUCAUAUGUACUGUAGAUCAGUUCAGCAAGUUUGUUCAUUGUGUGAACAUAAUAUUGUGCUGACCUGAACUACUAAGAAUAUGUGUUGUUUCCUGUUAGAAAUGUCUUUAAUAAAAUGAUCUAACCUUGAAAA